This is a messenger RNA of Ahaetulla prasina, 1718 nucleotides long. It is a transcript of the gene TNFAIP1, whose product is annotated as TNF alpha induced protein 1. Gene Ontology annotation, biological process: proteasome-mediated ubiquitin-dependent protein catabolic process; protein homooligomerization; negative regulation of Rho protein signal transduction. The transcript is spliced from 7 exons. NCBI's taxonomy places the organism in Eukaryota, Metazoa, Chordata, Lepidosauria, Squamata, Colubridae. Gene Ontology annotation, molecular function: protein binding; ubiquitin-protein transferase activity. Gene Ontology annotation, cellular component: Cul3-RING ubiquitin ligase complex. The coding region runs from base 340 to 1284 and encodes 314 amino acids. The record is from RefSeq and is a predicted model, not a curated record.
UUCUCGCGAUUGGGAAGCCUGUUGCUGCAAGUCCCAAGUUGGAGCUUCUCUCUUUUGGCCGGACUUGAGAAGCUAAAGGCGCGGCGAGUCGCUCGGAGCCGGUUGAGGUCAAGUUCCGCUCCUUCACCUGGCCGUUGCUCGGGGGUCCCGCGCAGCCAUUGGUGGCCUAGUGUGGGAGCCACGCGGGGCGGCUCGGAAGCAGAGUCUCUCAGCUCCAGCGCCUGCGACUUCCAAGGUGUCCUUGAAUCCAGUUGGAGAUCCCCACGGUUUUCCCCUCCAACCACGGCGGAGUCGUUGAAGCCCACCCACUGCCGCGUUGUCAUCUAUUUGCAGAAGGAGAUGUCCGGCGACACCUGCUUAACCACCCUCUGCCCCGCUUCGGGCGCGAAGCCGAAGAGGUGCAGCGCCAAAAUCGGCACCCUUGGCAAUAAGUACGUGCGGCUGAAUGUCGGGGGCUCCUUGUAUUACACCACCGUGCAGGUGCUGACCCGCCAUGACACCAUGCUGAAAGCCAUGUUCAGCGGAAGGAUGGAGGUGCUGUCCGACAAGGAAGGUUGGAUCCUGAUCGACCGCUGUGGGAAGCAUUUUGGAACCAUCUUAAAUUACCUUCGGGACAACACCGUCAUUCUACCCAAGAACCGGCAGGAGAUCAAGGAGCUGAUGGCCGAAGCCAAAUAUUACCUCAUCCAGGGCUUGGUGGACCUCUGUCAAACUGCCUUGCAGGACAAGAAAGAGACCUACUACCCGAUCUGCAAUAUCCCUGUCAUCACGUCUCCGAAAGAGGAAGAGAGACUCAUUGAAUCAGCCAUGAAGCCAGUGGUGAAGCUCCUUUAUAACCGAAGUAACAACAAAUAUUCCUACACAAGCACCUCGGAUGACAAUCUCCUGAAGAACAUUGAACUCUUCGACAAGCUCUCGCUCCGGUUCAACAGGAGGGUUCUCUUCAUCAAGGACGUCAUUGGGGACGAGAUCUGCUGCUGGAGUUUCUUUGGCCAGGGGCGGAAGCUGGCCGAAGUCUGUUGCACCUCCAUCGUUUACGCCACGGAAAAGAAGCAAACGAAGGUCGAAUUCCCUGAGGCCCGCAUCUACGAGGAAACGCUUAACAUCCUGUUAUACGAGACUCCCCGGGUGCCUGACAAUUCCCUGCUGGAGGCCACGAGCCAAAAUCGGAGCCAGGCCUCCCGUGGAGAAGAUGAGGACGGCAACUACGAGCCGCGCGACCGAGUCAGGCGCAUUCACGUCAAGCGAUACAGCACCUACGAUGACCGGCCGAUAGGCCAUUAGGGCUCCGGGGGGGGGCACUCAGAGCCUCUCCUUCCAUCUGCGGGGAGGGCACGUGGCUUCGGCACCGGGAUCCCCUGAUGGGCCCAAAUCUUCCAGGAGGGCAGCUUACAUUUCCCGCCACACUGCGAUAUAGUUUGUGAAACGUUACUCCCCGGUGCCGAGAUACAGCUGGGAGGCAACCUUGUGAGUUUGAAACCAUCCCUUGGCUGUUUUGUGUGGAAUUUGAUGGGGUCCUUCUCUGCCUCGAGACACUUCCUUGAAGACCUUAAAAACAAAAAUCCAGAUGCUGAGACCAAAGAAUCACACUUAAAACGCUAUAUUGAGACGAUGAAACACUACAGUUUUGUAGCCCCCUGGUCCCCUUUCCCAGAGAAAACCUGGGUAGCCGUGACUGGUUUUUGGUUUUUUUUCCUCCUUUAGCAGAAUGUGAUUUU